This is a messenger RNA of Oppiella nova, 252 nucleotides long. The record is from the annotation of a GenBank genome assembly. Lineage: Eukaryota; Metazoa; Arthropoda; Arachnida; Sarcoptiformes; Oppiidae.
UGCGGUGCCUUAUAUAAAGCUGCCGGUGCUAAGUUACUACAGUCUGAGACACAGACAUUAGGUGGUUGUCCAACGGGUAGCAAUAUUAUCCAUACUGUGGGCCCGGUAGGUGAGAACCCGAAGGAACUGGAGUCGUGUUAUAAGAGUUCAUUGGAUUUAAUGGCUGAACAUAACCUAAAGUCGAUAGCCUUUCCCUGUAUAUCAACCGGUAUUUAUGGCUAUCCCAAUGAAAAGGCUGCCCAGAAUAUUUAU